UGGCUAUCCUUCCCAAAUAUGGAGAAACAUGAUGCCUUGUAGCAAAUUCUCGCUUUCACAUCCGGAAAAAUAUUCGACAAAAGGAAAGGGUCAAAAUUUUGAUCGGGUAUAAGAUGCCGACAAAGAAAGCUCUAAAGAAAGCCCUUAUUGGGAAGACUGGCAGCGUUCUGUCCAUGCUUGCCCUAACAAGCAGCUUCUUCUUGGUGGAACUCAUUGUGGGAUAUGCCACAAACUCGAUGGCACUGGUGGCAGACUCCUUUCACAUGUUAUCCGAUGUAAUGUCACUGAUUAUUGGCUACUUUGCCUUGAGGUACUCUAAAAAGAGUCAAAGAACUGAACGAAAUACAUUUGGUUGGCAGCGAGCUGAAGUCCUUGGCGCCCUAGUGAAUGCAGUUUUUCUCAUAGCACUCUGCUUUUCUAUCUUGGUAGAGUCCUUGAAGCGUAUAGUCGAAGUAGAACCAAUUCACAACGUGAACCUUUUACUUAUAGUUGGUGCUGCAGGACUGUUUAUCAACCUAAUAGGGCUGUUGAUGUUUCAUCGUCAUGGCCAUGGGCAUAGCCAUGGGGGACAUGGGCACGGACAUAGUCAUGGACUACCCCCGGCGGCGGCCAAUGGCCUGGUCAUCCUCCCAGGAGAAGAAAACAGCAUCAACCACUCUUCCGGAUCACUCACAGAUGACCAUGGUGCUAAGAAUGGUCAUGUUCACGGAGGUGAGGAGGCUGUCUCCUCACCACUCACUGGAAAACAAACCUCCAGCGCGCAGCUGAACAUGCGAGCAGUCUACCUUCAUGUCCUUGGUGAUGCCCUGGGCUCUGUCAUCGUCAUGGUGAGCGGCUUCAUUAUCAAGUACGCAUCAGGGAAGUGGACCUUAUAUGUGGACCCUGGCAUGAGUAUACUGUUGGUCUGUCUGAUCCUGAGAACUUCCAUCCCAUUGAUGCGUGAGUCCUCACUCAUUCUGCUGCAAACUGUACCAACUCACAUAAAGAUUAAGGAAGUUCAAGAUAGACUGUUGGACUACGUUGAUGGUGUGUUGAGUGUCCAUGAGUUCCAUGUAUGGCAGCUAGCAGGAGACAAGAUUAUAGCAUCAGCGCACAUCACUUGUCACACACCAGAUGAGUACAUGGCUAUAGCUAACCAAAUCAAGCAGUUUUUUCACAAUGAAGGCAUUCACUCAACUACCAUCCAACCAGAGUUUGUAGAGGACACCUUGAAGAAGGAGGAAUGUGUCUUGGCUUGUGGGGAGUCAGCGAGCUGUGCAGCUCAAAAGUGCUGCACAACUGAAGCAGACUUACGAAAGAGGGUUUCAUCAACAAAGGAUGAGAGUGAGAUGCAGGAUGCUGACAAGUCAUCAAACCUUCAACAUGAGUCUGUAGUUUGAAUAGUUCAUUCUAAUUGUAGUAGCACACAUUUUUUGAAAGUCAAGGAACAAAUUAUUUUAUUAGAUAUAUAUUAGUUUAUUGAUUAUUUGUGUGGAUGACAUAUUUUUUACUAAACAAUUGUGAUAUGGGUUGUCAGAACAUCAGACUUCCUUCUUCUAAACCCAACGUUUAAUCAAAUGUAUAAACAUGUUUACAAAAAUAUGACUUCCUUAUGAUGUCUUAAAGAAACCCAGCAAACUCAAAAUGGACAUGAAGGAUGGGGGCUCUCUGAUGGUAAUAAAACCCUGUCAUGAGAUCAUGAAUGCGCACACAAACCAAGCUUAUAGUACAAGAAAACAUAUGGAUGAGAUUUAUGAAAUAUUCGUAUUCGGACACAAAUCGUUUAAUAAUUUAUUUAGUAUUAUACAGCCAUUCGUACAAGUGCUGAUUGGGGCAUAAAUUCUACAGAGAGUAGAGCUCUAUUGAACAAUCUCGUUGAGCUUACACAGCAAGAAUGAUAGCAUUGGUUUGAAUCUGCAUCAAUGCUGUAGAGCUUUGAAAAGAUGGAAAAGCGGUGUUGACGCAAAGAGCAAGUUUCUUCAAUGGUUUGAAUCUGCAUCAAUACUGUAGAGCUUUGAAAAGAUCGAAAAGCGGUGUUGAUGCACAGAGCAAGUUUCUUCAUAUACACCAUAUGUUAUCUUGUACUGUAUGCUCAAAAAUUAGUAGCAAACAUUUUUUGAGAGUUAAAGAAAAUAAUUUUUUAAUUAGAUAUAUAUUAGUUUAUUGAUUAUUUAUGUAGAUUGUAUUUUUUAUGGAAGAAUAGUGCUAUAGAGGUGGCUUUGCUUUUUUUGGCCUAUAUGUUUACACACCAACAAAUAAUAUAACACAAAAGUUUUGUUGGAAUUACAUGCUGCUCUUGAUAACUAAAAUUCUAUUUACCAAUAUUUAUUGUCCCUACGCAUCCCUACAAAUCGCUGCAUGUUAUAUGCAAUGAUUGUAUAAAAGAAAAUAACUCUUUUUUUAUUUUUUUAUUUUACAGACUCUGGCUAUAAUGGCAGGGAUUUAUGAUUUCACAGAGAAGGGCUCCAACGCGAGACCCUAGCUAAACAGUGAAACAACAUUAAAAGAUGUUAAGUUUAAAAAACUAACAAAUGUUGGAAAAAAAAAACUUUUUAGCAUUGAGUGUUACCUGUGAUUGAUCAGGCCUUCUAGUAAGAUCAUGAUUAGGAGCUUGUGUCGUUGAAUCAAAACAACCUCAAGGAUUUUUAUACUAUGUGCAGCUCAGAAAUACUAAUGAUAAGUUGGCAACUCAUUUGCAGUAAUCAAUGCCUGUUUUGAAUGCUAGAUUUCUUGCAGUCCUUUUAGCCAACACAAGGAUUUUAUGAUGAUUCGUUAGGCAUUGUCUUGAAUUUAAUUUAUUUUUUUAUGUUAUCAGGUUUCUUUGUAUUUGAUCGCAGCGUAGCACUCACUUCUAUUCAGUGUUUUACUGUGCAAUUAAGGGCACAAGUAGGAUUUCGGACACAUAUCACAUGCGAGUUAUGUAUUUUCCCCUAUGAAAUUUGAUGUAUGAAAUAUGGGUUCAAUUGCUGUUUAGAAGUUUAAUUUAUUGAAAUAGUUAUAUUUACAGUAUUUCUCAAUAGCUUGUGAAAAUAAAAUAAAACAAAUGUUUUCCAAUCCGGAUUUCUAGGAAAAAAAUAGGCCGGCGGCUUUUUAUUUUAUCUCCAGUAUUUUUAUUAUUGUCUUCCAAAGGCAUCGAUCUACCCACAGUGGACCUAGGACCUGCAUCUUUCUACACUGUCGACUAUGACGCGGAUGUUUUACUCAAUGACGAAUGCGAAGCGAAUGUCCAAACAUGGCGAACAAAGAGAAAUAUGGGAUUUUGGUCAUUUAAUCUUUUAAUGGUAAGUCAAGGCCUUUGACUGCCAAGUGGUGAUAUGUCUAUAAAAAAAAGCAUAAUUUAUCAGCAUAUGUGUGAGAUGUUCGCGGUCUACUUGGUCCUGUCGGUUUAUGGAUUAGAGCAUGGUAGCAACCAAUCUAGUCUUAGUUAGUGUCAUCAGUGUAUGUAGUCUCUUUUGACAAAUUACCUUGAAAUAUCUGUAUGUUUUAUGCAGAAUUGCUUAAUAAAGAUAGUGUCUUGAUGGUUAA
Molecule: messenger RNA, 3504 nt
Organism: Nematostella vectensis (starlet sea anemone)
Lineage: Eukaryota; Metazoa; Cnidaria; Anthozoa; Actiniaria; Edwardsiidae
Product: zinc transporter 1
Exons: 4
Coding region: 114-1379 (421 amino acids)
Biological process (GO): detoxification of zinc ion; intracellular zinc ion homeostasis; zinc ion transmembrane transport
Cellular component (GO): membrane
Molecular function (GO): zinc ion transmembrane transporter activity
Source: RefSeq, a predicted model, not a curated record